GAGCGAUGAUGUCUCGCUGCUCGUUCAGUUUCCGUAGCAGCUCAGCCGACGUGGUGCCGGUGGUCAGAGAGUACGAGUGGUCCAGCGGGCUGCAGGUCACGCUGACGUACUGGACGGGCAGCUGGAGCACGGCGGCCCCAGUUUCGACUGAAGACUCGCCGACUAUGAUUUGUUCGAUACCAUCGUCCGAUUCGGGGAAACAAGCUCCCACAGUCGGGGCGGGUAGCCGCGCUGUGCCCAGCUGCGUCGCCACACCCUCGUCUUCCUCCUCGGUGCGUCUGAAGCAGCAGCAGCACCAUGAUGCGAUCAGCUCUGCUGGUUUUGGUUCUGACAGCAGUAUGCGACGGAAUCCUCCCCGAGAUAGCCUACUCAGGCAUCAAUCACAUCGUGGAAGGACCGUCCGAGCUGGACCGCGUAUUUGUGGAGCAGCUGCCGGAGGACCCACAUCCAAAGCCCGAGGAUGCAUUUCCCCAAGAAAACAAAAGUGUCAGCUUUCAUCAUAAUGACCUUCCUCAGAGCCAUCAGAAUGAAACCACUUCUGAUAAGGUGACUAAUGAUGAAUUUGUUCACACCUCAGCAGAGCAGGAGACCAACAUCAUCUCUUCAGCCGUCCCAGACAACGACCUGGAGAAUCACAUUGAUCAUGGAUGCAUCACGGAUGAUGAGUGUGGAGGAGGAAGGUUCUGCCUUCAUCACACCCAUAGUUCCAAGUGUCAGCCAUGCAAAGAAACUGAUUCAUCCUGCACUAAAGAUGUGGAGUGCUGCCACCAGCAGCUGUGUGUGUGGGGUCAAUGCAGUCAAAAUGCAACAAAAGGUGAAGCCGGCAGCACCUGUGAGCAGCAGACGGACUGCGACCUCGACCUCUGCUGUGUUUUCCAUAAGGCCCUACUCUUCCCAGUUUGUUCAGCCAAGCCCAUUGAACGCGAGCGCUGCUUUGGUGCCUCAAACCACCUGAUGGAGCUGUUAUCCAGGGACACACAAGACGGGGGGCCAAGGAAGCACUGCCCCUGUGCAGGAGAUCUUCAGUGCCAGCACCUGGGGCGGGGGUCCAUGUGUCUUAAAGGGGACGAAUCGAGUGAAGAGGACAUGACGGACUCGCUGUACUCAGAGAUAGACUACGUACUGUAGACACAGCUUUUUCUUGUGAACAGCAUGGAAGAUCUUCAAUAAUGCUUGGGCAUCUUUUUCUUCAAAUUAACUUAAUUUUCUCUCUGUCUGCUUAAUCCAAAGUUGUAAAGUUCCAGAACAUAGAGUGAAAAAAGCUUUUAAAAAGUCACCAAAGUGCACCAAUAUUAAUGUUUUAACAGAACUUUCUGAAUAACCACUUUUUUGUUUAUACUGACUUGCAUAAUGUAUUUUCAGGGUUAUAUAUAUGUGUAUAUAUAUAUAUAUAUAUAUAUAUAUGGCAUAUUAUAGCUCACAUUAACUUAUUUAGACUAACCCAAGGCUAAAGUGUCAUUUGCAAAACUUGAACCAUACUGAAAGUAUGUUUUUAACCCAUCAGUCUGCAGUUGAUCUCUUGGGUCAGAUUUGGAGGCAAAUUGUAAAGAAUCAGAUGAGUGUCUGUUGAGGGGUAUUCCUGAUCAUUUGUUGCUAAAAAGAAAAUUAUGUGCAGAUUGAGCAGCAAAUCCCCCUGUAAGAGCUUUGUUGGCUUACUCAGGUGAUUACAGUCAGCCUAUUUGAUUGGUCUAGUCAGGCAGCAAGAAGCACACCUGUGUUGGGAGUGGGAGACAGUUGUCACCAGCUUUCAAGCCGUUAAUAUGAUGGAUAUUUUAGAGAAGAAUGUUGAAAACAGUUACAUUUCUGCUGCAACGAGAACAAGGUUGAGGUUUAAUAGCCCAGCAUAACCAGGAAUUAAACACUGCCUCAUUAA
Messenger RNA from Nothobranchius furzeri (turquoise killifish), 1873 nucleotides. RefSeq names its product dickkopf WNT signaling pathway inhibitor 3a (gene dkk3a). Gene Ontology annotation, biological process: negative regulation of canonical Wnt signaling pathway; multicellular organism development. Lineage: Eukaryota; Metazoa; Chordata; Actinopteri; Cyprinodontiformes; Nothobranchiidae. Gene Ontology annotation, molecular function: receptor antagonist activity; co-receptor binding. Gene Ontology annotation, cellular component: extracellular region. The record is from RefSeq and is a predicted model, not a curated record.